CGUCGGCUCACCGGAGUGAGCCGAGACAACCAUAAUGGUGGUGGCGGUUUGUCGUUUGAAGACGGUGGGGCGAUCAUUGUCAUUCCAUAUAGACUGAGCUAUGUAAAACAUAUUUUUGCUGGCCAUUACAUCUCGAUUCCAAAAGAUAUUGCAAGUUUUACACUUCAAUACUUGAUGGAUCAUGCAAGAGUUCUCCAAGCCUUUGUCUUGUUUUUAAUUGUUGAUAUAUUUUGUUAGAUACGCCAUGACGGAGACCUUUGAACUUGUU
This is a messenger RNA of Cokeromyces recurvatus, 268 nucleotides long. RefSeq lists its product as uncharacterized. The transcript is spliced from 2 exons. Lineage: Eukaryota; Fungi; Mucoromycota; Mucoromycetes; Mucorales; Mucoraceae. The record is from RefSeq and is a predicted model, not a curated record. The annotation marks the transcript as partial.